Messenger RNA from Sitophilus oryzae (rice weevil), 1317 nucleotides. Its product is annotated as hydroxyacid oxidase 1. Gene Ontology annotation, molecular function: FMN binding; oxidoreductase activity. The transcript has 7 exons. NCBI's taxonomy places the organism in Eukaryota, Metazoa, Arthropoda, Insecta, Coleoptera, Curculionidae. The coding region runs from base 157 to 1260 and encodes 367 amino acids. The record is from RefSeq and is a predicted model, not a curated record.
UAAAUUCCGCAGCUUUAUCGCUCUUCGAUUAAUGAUUUGCCAGAGCCAAGACCUCCAUUAUCUUAUCCAGCAGUAAUAGCUAACACUGCUCACUUAUUUUGGUAGAAAUAUACGACGUAAGACGUUUAUGAAAAUUGAACAAAGACCGGUCAAAAAAUGCGAGAAUUAGUGUGCGUGAAAGAUUUUGAAGACUACGCUUACAAAGUGCUACCUAGAAACGCUUUGGACUAUUACAGGAGUGGUGCGGGCAGGGAAGAGACAUUAAAAGAAAACAGAAGAGCUUUUUCAAGAUAUAAACUUCGUCCCCGAUGUCUAAGGGACGUGUCCAAAAGAGACCUAUCCACGACCGUGAUGGGACAGAAAGUUUCCAUUCCAGUGGGGAUUUCACCCACGGCUAUGCAAAGAAUGGCUCAUCCAGAGGGAGAGUGUGCCAAUGUGCGAGCUGCACAAGCUAUGGGAACGGUAUUUAUUUUAAGUACAAUAGCUACUAGUAGUGUAGAAGAAGUAGCAGAAGCAGCACCUCAAUGCACCAAAUGGUUUCAACUCUAUAUUUAUAAAGACAGAGAAUUGACAAAAAGUUUGGUAAGGCGAGUUGAAAAAGCUGGCUUCAAAGCAUUAGCGUUAACUGUAGAUACUCCUAUUUUUGGACUUAGAUUAGCAGAUAUGAGGAAUAAGUUUCAGUUGCCAUCUCAUUUAAAAUUGGCUAAUUUUAUCGGCAGUAAGGCCUCAGUGACGAACGAAAAGGGAAAACUGACUGGUUCCGCUAUAAACGAUUUAGGUAGCUUAUUUGACGCGACGCUAGACUGGCGUGACAUCGCUUGGCUGAAAUCGAUAACAAAACUUCCCAUUGUCCUCAAAGGUAUUCUAACAGCCGAAGAUGCCAUUAUUGCAGCCGAUGUCGGCAUUGCCGGCAUUCUCGUUUCAAAUCAUGGAGCUCGACAGGUGGACGGAACAUCGUCAACGAUUGAAGCCCUAGAUGAGAUAUCUAAAGCAGUUGGAGAUAGAGUAGAAAUAUAUUUGGAUGGUGGUGUUACAGAUGGCACAGACAUAUUCAAAGCUUUAGCAUUAGGUGCUAAAAUGGUUUUCGUUGGAAGGCCCGCUCUUUGGGGUUUGGCUUAUGGUGGUGAGGAAGGAGUGAAGAAAGUUUUGGGUAUACUUAAAACGGAAUUCGAUUAUACCUUAGCUCUUACAGGUUGUGCUAGUAUUGGGGACAUUAAAAGGAACAUGGUUGUACAUGAAUCGUAUUACUCAAGACUUUAACUACAAUUACUAUAAAACUUGUAGUGAAUCUUUGAAUAAAUGCCCUACACUAUUCUA